Coregonus sp. 'balchen' is the source of this 294-nucleotide messenger RNA. The record is from the annotation of a GenBank genome assembly. NCBI's taxonomy places the organism in Eukaryota, Metazoa, Chordata, Actinopteri, Salmoniformes, Salmonidae.
AUGGAUUUGGUAAAACCAAAUCAAAGGUGGGCCGCCUACAAAAUCUGAGAGGCCAGCCGCUCUACAGACAACUCCUCAACAAUAUCACCUGCAGUCUCACCUUCUCCAAAGAUUUUAUAAUGGGAGAUGGGGUCAGACAGUAUACCUUAUGGUCAAGCUGACUGCCACUGGCUUUUCAAUGCCUCUGGACCUAUGGCACCAAGUACCAAGCUGAAGAGCACAGGGAACAAAUCAUUGAAAUGUAUCCCCCUUAAUCCUUCACCCCAGGAUGCUGCUGAGAGCAGAGGCUUCUGA